Messenger RNA from Scaptodrosophila lebanonensis, 881 nucleotides. RefSeq names its product transmembrane emp24 domain-containing protein 1. NCBI's taxonomy places the organism in Eukaryota, Metazoa, Arthropoda, Insecta, Diptera, Drosophilidae. Bases 1 to 702 code for a protein of 233 amino acids. Gene Ontology annotation, cellular component: endoplasmic reticulum; Golgi apparatus; endoplasmic reticulum-Golgi intermediate compartment. The record is from RefSeq and is a predicted model, not a curated record. Gene Ontology annotation, biological process: intracellular protein transport; Golgi organization; endoplasmic reticulum to Golgi vesicle-mediated transport. The transcript has a single exon.
AUGUUUCAAAUCGCUCGUGAAACGCUCUUGAUGCUCUUUCUGCUGUUGUUGUUGCUGUUAUCCUCCGGCAGCGCUGAGCCGUACGUAACGCAACUGACUGUGUUUGCCGAGGCAGGACGGAUGGAGUGCUAUCAUCAUCCGGUGGCUGCCACCGAAUACAUCUUGAUCGAGUAUCAGGUCAUCGAUGGUGGACAUGGUGAGGCGCAUGUGAACUUUAACCUGAUGGACCCCAAGCGUGUGCUGCUCAUUACGGAGCAGAAACAAAAUCGGGGCAAGCACAAUAUUACAGCCGAAGAGACGGGCAUCUACAAGUUGUGCUUCGACAACACCAUCAGCUCCUUCAAUCGCAAGAUAAUCACCUUCCACUUGGAGGUGGCGGCUGCAGACUUCGAGCGUCGCGAGCUGGAGCAGUUGCGCAAGGAAAUGCACACAGACUACCAUUUCGAUCGCGCCUUCACGGAUCUGCACAACUAUAUAGGCAAGAUUAAUGUGAACUUGAUGCGGUCGCGUCAGACGCAGGACUUCAUACGCGCCAAUGAGGCCUGGGAUCGCAACUUGGCCGAGUCCAACAACAGAAUGGUAAACAAUUGGUCCAUGGUUCAGUUCACGUCCAUGAUUCUUGUCGGCAUGCUGCAGGUUUUCAUGCUGAGGAGCAUUUUCCACACGGAUGGACGAAUGCACAACUUUUGGCGGCAGUUUUAAGGACAAAGCAUCGAAACUGGCCUACUGACUCAAUAUAAUGGACAGACUGUAAAGGUAUUCAGCCAUUUACCAACACAUUGACGUGUGCUACCCAGCGAGGGCAGUUUCAUGAGUAACAAUGUUUUGAGGUAGCUGAACUUUAAUAAAACUAGCUAGCUAUUUAGUUUAGUUAACAAAUA